Numida meleagris (helmeted guineafowl) is the source of this 2110-nucleotide messenger RNA. It is a transcript of the gene B4GAT1, whose product is annotated as beta-1,4-glucuronyltransferase 1. The transcript is spliced from 2 exons. The record is from RefSeq and is a predicted model, not a curated record. The coding region runs from base 113 to 1684 and encodes 523 amino acids. NCBI's taxonomy places the organism in Eukaryota, Metazoa, Chordata, Aves, Galliformes, Numididae. Gene Ontology annotation, molecular function: glucuronosyltransferase activity.
GGACCCCAGCCCCAUAGAAGAUUCCAAGGGGGUUGGCGGCCCCAGCCCCAUAGAGAACCCCAAGGGGGUCGGUGACCCUGGUGCCCCCCACAUCCUGGAGGACCCCAACAUCAUGGAAGACCCCAAACCCAACUUGGGGGUCCCCAAGGCCAUGGGGGUCCCCAAAAGUUUCGGUGACCCCAAAGCCAAUGCUCUGAAGGACCCCAACGUCAUCAAAGACCCCAACCCCAACUUGGGGGUCCCCAACGCCAUGGGGGUCCCCAAAAGUUUCGGUGACCCCAAAGCCAAUGCUCUGACGGACCCCAACGUCAUCAGAGACCCCAACCCCAACUUGGGGGUCCCCAACGCCAUGGGGGUUCCCAAUGCCAUCAAAGACCCCAAGACCAUGGAAGACCCCAACGCCGUCGAAGACCCCGACAUCAUCGAAGACCCCAACCCCAUGGAACACCCCAACGUCAUGAAAGACCCCAAAGCCAUCGAAGACCCCAACCCCAUAGAAGACCCCAAAGCCAUCAAAGACCCCAAUGCCAUCAAAGACCCCAGCGUCAUCAAAGACCCCAACCCCAUGGAAGACCCCAACGCCAUCGAAGACCCCAACCCCAUGGAAGACCCCAAAGCCAUCGAAGUCCCCAACCCCAUGGAAGACCCCAACAUCAUCAAAGACCCCAAAGCCGUCAAAGACCCCAAAGCCAUCGAAGACCCUAACGCCAUGGAAGACCCCAACUCCAUGGAAGACCCCAAAGCCAUCAAAGAUCCCAGUGCCAUCGAAGACCCCAACCCCAUGGAAGACCCCGACAUCAUCGAAGACCCCAACCCCAUGGAACACCCCAACGUCAUCAAAGACCCCAAUGCCAUCAAAGACCCCAACGCCAUCAAAGACCCCAACCCCAGGGAACACCCCAAAGCCAUCAAAGACCCCAGGAUCAUUGAAGACCCCAACCCCAUGGAAGACCCCAACAUCAUCAAAGACCCCAAAGCCAUCGAAGACCCCAACGCCAUCGAAGACCCCAACCCCAUGGAACACCCCAACGUCAUCAAAGACACCAAAGCCAUCAAAGACCCCAACCCCAUAGAAGACCCCAACCCCAUGGAAGACCCCAAACCCAUGGAAGACCCCAACCCCAUGGAAGACCCCAACCCCAUGGAAGACCCCAACCCCCCAAGUGCCGCCGGCGCCCCGUGGGACCGCGUGGUGUUCGUGCUUCCGGCCUUCGAGGUGCAGGCAGGGACCCCCAUCCCGGCCACCAAAGCGGAUCUGCUGCGCUUAUGGGGCGCGGGGGUGGCGCGGCCUUUCUAUGGGGCGCUGUGCCCGCGCUGCCAGGAACCCACGGAUUACGGGCGGUGGCGGGCGCUGCCCCCGGGCCCCCGGCUGCGGGUGGCCUACGAGGCCCCAUGGAGGGACCCGUGGGAGCCCUUCUACGUGGGGCCGGCCCACGGCGUGCCCCCCUUCGACGAGCGCUUCGUGCAGUACGGCUUCAACCGCAUCAGCCAGGCGUGCGAGCUCCACGUGGCCGGGUUCCGCUUCGCGGUGCUGGACGGCGCCUUCGUCGCCCACCGCGGCUUCAAGAUGGCGGGCGGCUUCCAUGGGGCCAAGGAGGCCGAGCUGGGCCGCAACCGGCGCCUCUACCGAAACUUCCGCGCUGAACUGCGCCAGCGCUACCCCGGCUCGCCGCGACGCUGCUGACGACCGGGCCCCUACUCGCCGCCGGCGUGGGGCGCUGACACCUGGGGGGCGGUGGGGCCCGGCGGCGUUGGUCAAUUUGGGGUUGGCCAACUGGGUCCCAUGGGCACUGGUCCCAUUGACAUUGGCCAACUGGGUCCCAUUGGGGUUGGCCAACUGGGCCCCAUUGAUGUUGGUCGCGUUGGGGUUGGCCAACUGAGUCCCAUGGACACUGGUCCCAGUGACGUUGGCCAACUGGUCCCAUGGAUGUUGGUCCCAGUGACGUUGGCCAACUGGGCCCCAUGGACACUGGUCCCAUUGGUGUUGGCCAACUGGGCCCCAUUGACAUUGGCCAACUGGGCCCCAUUGACAUUGGCCAACUGGGUCCCAUUGACAUUGGCCAACUGGGUCCCAUGGACACUGGUCCCAGUGACGUUGGCCAACUGGGUC